This is a messenger RNA of Centruroides sculpturatus (bark scorpion), 2286 nucleotides long. RefSeq names its product SKI family transcriptional corepressor 2-like (gene fuss). The coding region runs from base 265 to 2286 and encodes 673 amino acids. The record is from RefSeq and is a predicted model, not a curated record. Gene Ontology annotation, cellular component: nucleus; transcription regulator complex. The transcript is spliced from 7 exons. Gene Ontology annotation, biological process: negative regulation of transcription by RNA polymerase II; negative regulation of BMP signaling pathway. Gene Ontology annotation, molecular function: DNA-binding transcription factor activity, RNA polymerase II-specific; SMAD binding; RNA polymerase II cis-regulatory region sequence-specific DNA binding. NCBI's taxonomy places the organism in Eukaryota, Metazoa, Arthropoda, Arachnida, Scorpiones, Buthidae.
AUCGUCCAAUGAGACGCGUUUUCCUCCUCGACUACCGUCCAAUGGGAGAAGGGCUAGAGGUUGGCCUCGUCGUUUCUCCGUUGCUUCUAUUAACAUCUUCUCUGCUUUUCGAAGUGAAUUUAAUAUUCUGUUCGGACGAGGUCCGUUUUUUUCGCUGGGUAAACCCGGAUGUCUAUAACGUCCAAGUGUAGUUAAGUGGACAUAUAGGAACAGAAGGGACAAAAGGCCAAGAAGCAUAGAAGGACUUGUCCUACUGUCCCGGAUAUGAUCGGGCCUAGUCGCACUUCCCCUAUGAACAAGGAGCGAGAGGAGACACCCCCUCCUGCACCGGACGUAACUGCCGAUCCGCGAGCACCCAGAUCCACUUUAUCUUCGCCCUCGUCUACGACCACUGUCAAUCAGUCCAGCGGUUCGGCAAUGAGAAAUAACGAAGUGAGACAGGUGAUGCUGUACGGCAUCCCCAUCGUGGCUCUGGUCAUCGACGAACAAGAAAGACUCUGUCUGGCACAAAUAUCCAACACCCUUCUCAAGAACUUUAGCUACAACGAGAUUCACAAUCGUCGAGUGGCGUUGGGCAUCACGUGCGUCCAAUGCACCCCCGUCCAGUUGGAACUGCUGCGUCGGGCGGGUGCCAUGCCGGUGUCGUCGCGUCGGUGCGGUCUCAUCACUAAGAGAGAGGCGGAAAGACUGUGCAAGUCGUUUCUGGCGGACACUACCCCUCCCCGGCUGCCCGAUAACUUCGCCUUUGACGUGUUCCAUCAGUGCGCCUGGGGUUGUCGCGGCUCUUUCGUCCCCUCGCGAUAUAACAGCUCUCGCGCCAAGUGCAUCAAGUGCACCUAUUGCGGUCUCUUCUUCUCGCCUAACAAGUUCAUUUUCCACUCGCACAGAUUGCCCGACUCUAAAUAUGUUCAACCGGACGCUGCAAACUUCAAUUCCUGGAGACGACACAUCAAACUUAGUGGAACGCCACCGAACGAAGUCAUUUACGCGUGGGAGGACGUUAAAGCUAUGUUUAACGGGGGUAGCAGAAAGCGAGUCAUGACGACGUCCGUACACAACGUUUCGCGUAGUCAGGAUCCCAAGAGAUCUCGACUGCCCCCUUCCGAAAUUCCUACGACGAAUUCGGAGAUUGGAGCGUCUGGAAAACAAUCCUUCUUUCCCAUCGUACCUCUACCCAAUAAGGGCUACUCUCUUCAGUCCGCGCCGUCUUUCGUCCCUCCCACUCCCCCCUCGUUCAGUUUACCCGGCAAAGCCAUGUCUUCGGCCGAUAUCAGACAGAGCUUCGCCGAGUACAUGUGGGCGGGGAAGCAACCCUUUUCCCUCCCCUACGGCGGUGUCCUGUGGCCGCGGCCUCCGGGACUGGUUUCUUCCGUGGUGGACGUGGGCGACAAUCGAACCCCCGAUCCCUGCGCCACCAACGUCCCCUUUCCGGUGGCGGAUCCGGACAACAAGUUGCCGCGACCGCUGUCGUCGGCCAGCGACGCCACGUCCAGAUCGUUCCCCUUGGAUCACGAGGAGAGCAACCCCGACAGCCCCAGGCGCGCUUCUUCUCCUCACGCUUCCGCCUUUAGGCCGGUGGGUCGACUGGGCUCGCGAGCGCUUCAUCUCGAUCCUUCCGCCUCCGAAGCGACCGCCGACGCGUCGCGCGUAUCCGAACCCGCGACGGAAAUCGAACCCAACGCUCGCUCCGCCGACUUUCGUGACGAUUCCGAAAGUUCUCGAGCAUCUAGCGAUCACGACGAGGUGGACGUAACGGACAUUAGCGACGACGGAGCCGAAAAUAACGACGCUCGAGAGGACGAGAACAAACUACGUUCGAGCGUCGAACAUCCUCCCGUUUUGAUGUCCAUCGCACCCGAAGCCGCUCCCGCUCGUCCGGAAAGUAAAAUAUGGAGAGGGGAUAAAGAAGCGAACGUUACGACGAAUGAUGGGUCUUUAUUACAUUCAAUGGUAGGUUUUUAUUUGGCAGCUGAGUCCCCGAAUCGCAGUAGCGAAAACUACAAAGACGGAAAAGUUCGAGAGGUGAUGGAAUUACUUCGGCCUCCGACACCACCCUUAGUAGAAGAGAAGAAUACAGUGUCGCCGACCAUCGAUCCCCAAAAAUUAUCAUCUCUUAGUAAAGAUGAAUUACGAGAGGUGUUAAUGCAAGAAACACAGGCACGCCAUCAAGCCGAGAGAGAGUACCAAAUGAUAAGAGGAACGUUCGAAGAACAAGUCAGAAAAGAAAUCGCUUACAGAGAAGAAAUCGCCAAACAAUUACAACUCGUUCGUGGUAUGAAGUUUUAA